GGUCAAUUUUAACCUUCUGUGCAUGCUCCUCUUUUGGGUCCUUUGCCUACUUUGCCUGCUUUCCCUUACCUGCCUGACAUUUGCCUGCUUGCUUGCUUGCUUGCUGGUCUACCACAUCUCUUCAUCAUCUGGAUUUAUUCCUUUCCUUUCCUUUCCCUACACUCACUCGUUUCCUUAUCUUUCAUUCUUUCAAUCUUCAAGUUUCGUGACUGCACCCCAAUCUGCACUUUGCAGACCGCAGCAGAAAGGUAGGAUCAAGAUAUUCAAGGUUCCAUCGUCAAUUCUACCAACCUGGACUACGAAGGGAACAGGAAACACUCGCUGUACCAAAAAGGGGGCCACUGCAAAACAUCAAGAACUGAAGACGUCUUUUCCAAAGAACAGUGAAUUUCCAUGAUCGAAUGAUAUAAUCAAAUUCUCUCAGUAUACUCGGCACACUCCUUUGAUUCUUCACAACGCUUCUACAACCAUACCAUAUUAUUCUUGUCGGCAUCUAUCGGGUUCUCGACACAUUUUCAGUAUUCUUUCAAAUUGUCUUCUAUUCUCUUAGAGGAGCAUCAUACUUGGAUUUUACAAUCAGAGAAGUCCUAACUUCUCUUGACAUCUCCAGCCAUGGCUCCAUCUCUUACAAGUUCUUCCAAUUUCCUUCGACCCAGAACCAGAGAUCGUGGUGAUGAGCGCCCUAGUACUCGGGAAAAUAACCAGGAUCACAACCUCAUAAUCCCUAGCCGAACUUCCUCUCUCCACUCGAGAAUUACACAACCAAUUCCUUCUUCACUCAAUGCAAAACCUCAAGCUCGCACACCGAAAACCCUCACUCAUGCAUACAUGGUAUGCGGUGUUGGUCGAGAACCGGCACAAUGGGUGAAGGCUCCAGCGCCAGCGCAAGGAAAGAUUCAACAUAUGAAAGGCGCCGUUGGUCAGUUUUGGCUUCCUGAGAUUCUCGGUAGCAGUCCUCGACUAGAGCAAGAUAACGAAAUCGCCAGAGCGCUUCACUCUGCAAUGAGGGCAUGCUUCCCUCACGAUGUCGAAAUCUGUACAGGACGUAGUCAACCUCAUUGCGUUCACCAUUCCUUCGUUCUUCAGCAGGAUUCUUCGCAUACUUUGUACGGUAUCGCACUGCGAGUUUGGUCCCGAGCAGAUGAGAAGCGUGCAGAGACAAUUCGCGAUUUGAGAAGGAGGACAGAAUCGGACUUCUAUGACUCGGCAGACGAAACCUACUGGAUUCCAUACUGCUUGUCUUUCCUUUCUAGAUACCCAUUGUAUAAUUUGCUAGGUGAUUACCUCCGAGGAAUGUGGAUUCAUUGGAACAAAGCUACCAAUCUUUUCCACGCGGAAGAGGUCUCGAGGAUAUUGAGCUUUCCAGCUCCCAGGCUCAAUGAUCUCGUACGAAUUGACAUGAAGGACUACGCGCUUUGUUACCAAUUCCCAUCUUCUCCAACGGGCUUCCAGAACUUUGCCAUGUGGCCAUUGUUCUCUUGCUUAUCUAUUCCUAACAUUGUAGGAGUAAUUGAAGCAGCUUUAUCACCCACUCGCCGCAUUAUCUUCGUCUCCCAUUACCCUGCUAUGCUCACAGUGGCUUCAGAGACCAUUCGAUAUUUCGUCCGAGUUUAUGAAUGGAGUGGCCUUUAUGUUCCAGUUGUUCAUGCAAGACACGCGCAAGAACUUGUUCAGGAACCUGGGCCAUAUAUUCUUGGAAUCACAGCAGAAUGUCGAUCAUUAUUCACCGCGCCCACAGAUGCUCUAGUUGUGGAUUUGGAUCGCAACUUCGUUCUAACCUCCAGCCCACCUACCGCUUUGACCGCUGGUCAACGCACAAAGAUGGUCAAUCGCAUUACUCAAGCUCUCAACGGUGAUGUGACACCUUCUGGUGUACCACAGCAUCUUCGUUCAGCUUAUGGCGGUGGUAAACUAAUUCCAGCUGGUCAAAUCAUUGUUAUGCGCGGUGAAGUUGAGUCUAUUCAAGACCCAGAAUGGUGGAACCAGGAUGCUACUAUGGCUGUGAUGGACCAUGUUUGUGAAAAGAUGGGACGAAAUACCGGAAUCAAGGCUGUGUUUGGAGGAGCCCAAAAGAAACCGCUAAUGACCAAGGUUUCUAUGAGACACCUAAAUGAGAUUGUACGCGAGAGAAAUCAAUACUCCAGAGAUGCGCUUGAGGCAUGGCAAGAUUUCAUCAACCUCAAGGGUCGCAUGGAUACAGAACUCGGCAAAGUUACGAAGAGAAACAACUUCUUGGUUGAAGAACUCGAAAGCUGGAAACAGCAAUUCCUCAAGUUCCAGGCCUUUGCUGAGCAACUUACUAAGGAGACUCAAGAUCUUAAGGUCAAGAUCGAAACCCACAAACGGGAGAACAGACGUCUUACCGGCCUUAUCGAUCAACAGAAAGACGAUGCAGCUCGUCUCAACACCCGUCUUACUGGUACAGAGAAACAGCGUGAUGAUGCUCUGGAAGCACUUGUUCUCCAACAAGAGAUUGCUGAAGAACUUGAGCGUGAGCGUAAGCGCAACAAGAAAGAACUUUCAGACCUUCAACGCACCAACUCCACUCUUCUACGACAACGCGAUGAGGCACAGCGCGUUGUGUUGCAUCUCCGCAGUCUUAUUGGUGGUCAAUCUCACCAUUUGGAGCACUUGGUCCGCACUAUCCAAAAGAGUCCAGAUAUUACUGAGUAUCUCGAUGCAGAAUUCGACCAAGAAGAGGGAGAAAUCAUGAGCGAGAUCGCCGAGGAGGGCAAGGCCGAAGGCAAGAGACCCGCAUCCAGAGGACCAUCCGAGCGUGGAUCAUCCCGUGCUUCGUCUCGUACACCCUCACGUUCCCACCGAAUCAGCAGAUCUGGCGAUGACAUGACUCCCGAGAUGGAGGCCAGGCUGGUGGGUAGCGUGCGAAAUAGUAAACGCUACAGUGCAAUCAGCAUUGCUGACGUUGCUGAUCGUCACCUUCGAGACAAGACCGAUGCCAUUGCUCACAUCAUCCGAAAUAUUAGCGAUCAAUGUGCAGCUGCUGUUGAGGGUCUCAUGAUGGCUCAUGAUGCGGAUGCCGAAGCUGAGGAACUUGCCAUGAGAGAGCAGCGAAGACAUCGUGAAAGUAACAUGUCAACAAUGACCAGUGAUGGUGAACAAUCAGGCGAAGACAGCAUGCUUCACCCAAGCGGUCGUGCUUCCAGCAUUCCUCCAACCCCAGAUCUCAGCCACAGAUCUAGCACUGCCAUGUCUAUCGCCAGCUCUUCUGUCACUACACCUGAAAGACAUAGCCAACAAUACCAUGUCCGAGAUGACUUACCAACUAGAAUCAUCGAAGACAGCGAUGAAGACCUUGGUGGCAGAAGCGACACUGGAAGUCUACGACACAGUAUGAGUGGAAAGCCAGGAGGAUUACUCGGCCGACCUGCAGGAGCUAGGAUAAGUGCUCUUGGUGGUCAUUAGCCACUACAGCCAUUAAUGCUCUUGAAGAAACUCGGAAUGGACGAAUCUUUUUGAAAGCAUUAAACUUUCUAGAACACCGCCUCUACCCUUUAUUUUUCAAUCUCACCUUUUCAUUUCUCUAAGCGUGUUUUCGGAGGAGGCGUUGGAUGGCGAGGCAAUAUCUAUCGAUUUUUUGCUGGGUUUAGCUAGCUAAGCACUCUCCAUCACACUUUUAUAUCACUUUUAGUUUUUUUUUUAUAAGUUUUUUCUUACAGGAUUCUCUCGAAAGGAGUUUCUUCACUGGAUUUGUGGAUGAGCGACAGAGUAGAUACAGAGGUAUCAACUCUUAGGUUGGGUAAGGAGGGAAUUGGCAGUGGUGGAUAGAUGGAGUGGUGGAUAGAUGAUGGAGUGGUGGAUAGAUGGAGUGGUGAAUAGAUGGUUGAGUGGGUGGAUUGCCAUGCGAAUGGGAAUGAUAUGUAUUGCGAUACUACUCUUUUUUUUUUUUUUGUUAGAUGGAGCGAGCGACUUGAGAACAAUACCCGAUGUGAACAGUUAGUUGUAUGUAAAAAGAUUAAGCAAUGGCAUUUAGGAGAGAGAGUGGAUAAGAAGAGUAGAAGAGAAAGAGUUGAAUGAAAAUCUUUUAAAUAUCGA
Botrytis cinerea B05.10 is the source of this 4053-nucleotide messenger RNA. RefSeq lists its product as hypothetical. The transcript has 3 exons. Gene Ontology annotation, biological process: regulation of Rab protein signal transduction. The record is from RefSeq and is a predicted model, not a curated record. Lineage: Eukaryota; Fungi; Ascomycota; Leotiomycetes; Helotiales; Sclerotiniaceae. The coding region runs from base 613 to 3423 and encodes 936 amino acids. Gene Ontology annotation, cellular component: cytoplasmic vesicle.